CCAAACAUUGAAAGUGGAGUAUACGGCCAAUACAAAGGCAGUUCAACCCGAGAGACCGGGCCUCUGGUCAGAAGACACUCUGAGCUCUGAGCAUCAACAAGGCUGAGUUACUACGGAAUGAGUGAAAAGACUAGGUGUCUGGCAGAACUAAAGGAUUUGGCAAGAAUUCCCCUCAGUGAUUUUUCUCGUCAGUGGUGAUUCCUAGUGGAAAACAUGCUGGGCUUGAUAGCUGAGGUUGGCCUUAUGGGCAGCGUAGUGCCGGUGAUGAUGUUUGCCGGACUGUCUUUCAUAGUCAUGGGUGUGUUUAACUCUCGGCGCCCGUCAGGAUUUCCACCCGGACCGGCGACUCUUCCGUUCGUUGGCAACAUUAAAGAUAUUACCAAAGAAGGGACACCGCUGUGGGUAUUGAUGGUGGAAAUGAGCAAGAUCUACGGCGAUGUUUUCUCCAUCAAGCUGGGUACGAAAUGGUACGUGGUGUUAAACAGCUACGAGGUUAUCCACGAAGGCAUGGCUAAUCCAUCGCUGGCACUGGCGGACAGACCACACUACUAUUCAACGGAUAUUUUUAGCGAGGAUUAUCGCGAUCUGGCCUACACCAACUAUUGUCCAACGUGGGUCCUACAUCGAGAAUACGCCCUCAAUUGUUUCAAGAAGGUAAGCAGCAAUAAACAACUUGACGUUUCAGCCAACAAGCAGUUCACUGACUACGUGGAACCAUUCUUGCAGCAGGAGGGACCGGCAGAUGGGAUAGCCCUGGGGCAGAUAAUGGCCAUGGGAACCCUCGUCACAUGGUGCUUCGGACCCGAGAAUGAGAAACUUCACCGUGAUCUUGUGCAGGUAGUGAGCGUGGACUGCAGCAUAAACCUCGUUGGCAGGAGAAUGCCUGCAGAUAUUUUCCCGUUUCUCAAAUACCUCCCACUCUCGUCCAAUAGCGAGGUAAUAAACGUUGUGGGAAAGUUCAUGCAGAUCCUCACAACUGAGUUUCUUCAACGCCGUGACAUGUACAAUGAAGAAGACGAGCUGACUGAUUUGUGUGGGGCCUUGAUACGAGCACAGAAGGCUGUUGAGAAAGAGGAGCAGUACGAGUUCCUAACGGAUGUACACGUUGUGCAAGUUAUUGCUUCGUCAUUCAGAGGCUCCAUCGGUUACCUGACCACUACCUACUGGGGGCUUGCCUUACUUGCCGAGUACCCGGACAUCCAGGCUAAAGUUGCCAAGGAGGUUGCCGAGGUCAUCGGGAGCGAACGCCUCCCGUCACUGGACGAUCGAGAUGCCAUGCCGUACACGCAGGCGUUCCUCUCGGAGGUUCUGAGGUUCGGUUCCGUAGCCCCGAUGGGUGUACCUCGUUCGGCGCGUGAAGACACCAAACUGAAGGAUUUCGAUAUUCCUAAGGAUACCGUCAUCUUGUAUAAUAUCUACGGGGUUCAUUUUGACGAGACGAACUACGCAAAACCAGAGGAAUUCAACCCAGACCGGUUCAUCGGUGAAGACGGCUCGUUCAGCCGCCCGGAGAAGUUUAUCCCAUUCGGUAUGGGUGUCCGAAGAUGUCUCGGGGAAUUCCAAGCCGAGUCGUUCCUCUUUCUCACCUUCUGUCGUCUUCUUCAGGAGUAUCGGCUAGCUAAGAUUGACGGCGUGGAGGGAGGAGAGAGCUUACUCGUUCAGGACCCACAACUACAGGGAUCAAGAUGGCCCAUGCCAUUUCAAGUCAACGUGACGAAAAACGAGUAAACGCAGUUUUGAUAAUCACAGUAUGCAGAAGGCUGGUUAUAAUUUCGGUGUCUCAUCAGUUGGACAUAUUAUUCACGCACAGCUUGCAACAAUUUAUUGUUUUGUUAUACCUUGGCAAAGGUUUGUAAGGUGGGGAUCAAACAAUAAUAUGUAGGCCUAUAUUUAUAUUUCUUAAAGGCAGUGGACACUAUUGGUAAUUACUUAAAAUAAUUAUUAG
This is a messenger RNA of Asterias rubens (European starfish), 1945 nucleotides long. Its product is annotated as cytochrome P450 2W1-like. NCBI's taxonomy places the organism in Eukaryota, Metazoa, Echinodermata, Asteroidea, Forcipulatida, Asteriidae. Gene Ontology annotation, biological process: hormone biosynthetic process; progesterone metabolic process. The record is from RefSeq and is a predicted model, not a curated record. The coding region runs from base 214 to 1728 and encodes 504 amino acids. The transcript has 11 exons. Gene Ontology annotation, molecular function: iron ion binding; steroid 17-alpha-monooxygenase activity; heme binding.